GUAGCAACAAAGCCUGAACAAGCUCAAAAUCUCGAGUUGUAUGUAUAUCUUUACGUCUUUCGGAAUUUGUGAGAGAAAAUGCGUCUGUCGAAUAUUUCACUGGUAUGGGCGGUAGCGCUGGCCAUCUUUGGUCUUUGCAUGCACUAUAUCAUCAAAGUGACACUAAAGCCGUCAUUCUCGGAGUUGCGACACCUUCCAGGUCCCAAGAAUCACCAGUUUCUAGUAGGGCAUGCCUUACACAUUAUCCGCGGAUCAGGACCAAAUGAUCUAUAUCUCCAGUGGACGCGGCGUUGGCCGAACGCACCGUUCAUACGAUCUCUCUCUUGGCUCAACUCGGAGGUCCUUCUUGUUAACAACAUAGAGGCAUGUCGCGAGGUCCUCCAAACCAAUGCUUACCGCUUCGCUAAGCCGGCAUUCUUUCAUACUCUUGUUGGAGAAUUUCUUGGUGUCGGUCUGCUGUUCAGCAUCGGUGACCAGCACAAGCGCUUGAGACGCAUCAUUGCAGGGCCUCUAUCUCGUCCAAGUAUUCGGAAACUAUUUCCAACGUUUAUGACAUACUCUCGGAAGCUGAACAGCGACAUUGAUGAUGCCAUACGGCUGAGCAAGGAUGGGAUUCUUGAAAUCGAAGAACUAUUUACAAGAGUGACACUCGAUAUCAUCGGUGUCUCGCUACUUGGCAAAGAACUGCGCGACUUCCGCUCACACUCCUCGCCCUUGUCCUUUGAGCAAUGCUACAACGCCAUAUUAGCACAACCACUCGCUGGCCAAAUCAUAAGCUUCAUCAAUCCCUUUAUCCCACUCCGUUGGCUUCCUAUAUCCGCGAACCUGAACUUUAUCAAGGCCAAAUCUGCUCUGAAGGGCAUGAUGACAGAGCUGAUCGAACAGCGGACAUCUGAGGUAGCUAAAGCAAAGGAGUUGGAUACAGACAGUAGGUUAUCGAGCGAUUUGUUGACGAGGAUGAUUGAAGCAAGUUCUGUUGAGAAUCAGAAGUUGUCUAAAGAUGAGUUGAUCGAUAUCACUAUGCAGGUCAUCGCGGCAGGACAUGAGACUACAGCUAGUGCUAUGAUCUGGACAACCUACGCACUUUCCAAAGAUCAAAAGUCACAAGAUCGGUUAAGGACUGAGAUCUUGGGCAUGAAUGUCAACAAAAUGACCGCCAAGUCGAUAGACGAACUGCCGUACCUCGACAACGUAAUUCGAGAAGCCCUUCGCGUAUAUUCACCUACCCUAACCAUCCCAUGGGAGGCACUCGAGGAUAUUGUCAUAGCAGGCGUCAAGAUCCCAAAAGGCACAACGGUUCAACUCGUUCCAGCAAUGACGCAACUGAACCCCGAUAUUUGGGGUCCCGACGUGGAUGCCUUCAACCCCGAUCGAUGGGAUCGUCUCUCUGGCGAUGCCUCGAGCCCAUAUGCCAUGGAGACAUUCUCGAACGGGCCUCGGAUGUGCCCUGGAAAAGCUUUGGCUUUGUUGAAUAUGAAGGUCCUGUUGGUUGGGUUGAUCAGGGAGUUUAGGAUCGAGGUCUUGGGAGAUGAGGAGUUGGAGUUCAGAAACCCGAGUUUGACGUUGAAGUCGAAGAGGCCACUUCGGUUUAAGGCACAACGCGUUGGUUAAGGACGUUGAUCUUAUUAAGGACCUGAAAUGGCCGAAGGAAGGUCUGUCAGUGGUGAGAUGAGGGUGGCGGGUAACAAAAAGGACAACACAGAAUUGACGGACCGAAGACAUAAUACUUCCAUGUGCAAGGCUCAUACAAGUUGAUACUAGACAUUGCAAUUUUACCAUUCAUUCGACUGUGUAGGAUAAGGCUAUGUGUACGAGUCUCGCUGCACCUAAGGUGUUGACGAUCAGAUCACGAAACGGC
Molecule: messenger RNA, 1858 nt
Organism: Fusarium redolens
Lineage: Eukaryota; Fungi; Ascomycota; Sordariomycetes; Hypocreales; Nectriaceae
Product: cytochrome P450
Exons: 5
Coding region: 79-1611 (510 amino acids)
Molecular function (GO): iron ion binding; monooxygenase activity; heme binding
Source: RefSeq, a predicted model, not a curated record